This is a messenger RNA of Sclerotinia sclerotiorum 1980 UF-70, 1491 nucleotides long. RefSeq lists its product as hypothetical. The transcript is spliced from 3 exons. Gene Ontology annotation, molecular function: oxidoreductase activity, acting on paired donors, with incorporation or reduction of molecular oxygen, reduced flavin or flavoprotein as one donor, and incorporation of one atom of oxygen; iron ion binding; heme binding. Lineage: Eukaryota; Fungi; Ascomycota; Leotiomycetes; Helotiales; Sclerotiniaceae. Bases 1 to 1491 code for a protein of 496 amino acids. The record is from RefSeq and is a predicted model, not a curated record.
AUGCCAUCCUCUAUCAUUGAUGUCCUACUACUCUUUUCAGUUAUUCUCUGCUACCUUCGUUACGCAAGAUGUAAGCUGAGAGGAAAAAUACCUGUGGAAUGUCAACCACCUCCAAAAUUACCCUCUAUCGACCCCUUCUUUGGCUUAGAUCUACUUAAGGAAUCUCUUAAGAUAAGCAAGCAGCACAAGAUUUUAGAGACUCAUGCAAAGCAGCAUGAUGUCUACGGCAAGACCUUUCAGGCUUCACGUCUUGGGCGAACCACCAUUUAUACUGUGCAUCCAGACAAUUUGAAAGCCGUAUAUGGAACAAAUUGGAAAGAAUGGGGUACAGGCAGAGCUGAUGCAAUGGAACCCUUUUGUGGGAGAGGUUUUGUUACUAGGGAUGGCGAAGAAUGGCGAAGUCAUCGAGCUUUAUUUGCUUCAACUUUGACCGAGGCUAAUACAGUUAAUCUGGAACUCCUUAGUGAGACUUACGAACAGUACAUACAACACUUGCUAUCGGAUGGGGAGGCUGUAGAUUUGGCUCCAAUUUUCAACGAACUGUUCUUGGAUCUAUCACUACAAUUCUUGUUUGGCAAGCGUCUUGCAACAUUAUACUCAGGAGAUUUUCCGGUGGAUAUGCAUACUUUUGAAGAUGCAUUCAAUACUGCACAGGGCUGGAUGGGCAUACGAUUAGCGUUUGGAAAGUUUGGAUGCGGCAUCUCUCUACUAAGUAGGAAGUGGAAAGAAUCGUGCAAGGUAGUGCAUUCAUUUGUGGAUCAUCAUAUUACCGAGGCGCUGGAGAAAUCAAACGUCUCAAAGUCACAGGAAUCUGCUACAAGUCUCCUCGAGAACUUAGUACUGCGUGGAAAAAGCGAGGGCGAGAUUCGAUCGCAAAUCAUCCAAGGUAUGUUAGUCACACAAGACACGACGGGAAUAGUCUUAAGCAAUACUAUUUUCUUGUUGUCUCGGCAUCCAGAAGUAUGGGCGCGUCUUCGAGAGAAAGUUGCAAGUCUUGGGCCAUUUGAGGGUUGGACUGCAGCCGAUUUGAAGAAUCUAAAACUUCUUCAUAAUAGUAUUAAAGAAUCUCUACGCAUAUACCCUCUGCUCCAUGCAAACGGUCGUAUAGCUGUUACCAAUACCACACUUCCAACCGGCGGAGGCCCCGAUGGUAUAGCACCGAUAUUUAUUCCAGCUGGCGAAAGAGUCAGCACAAACUUUUACAGACUGCACCGAGAAAAAUCUGUGUUCGGUGAGGAUAUCGAGUUAUUCAAUCCUGACCGAUGGAAUGAUAUCUCUCCGAAUAACUGGGAAUUUAUGCCAUUUAGCCACGGUCCACGUAGCUGCGCUGGUCGACACAAAGCGCUAGGGGAGGCCUCAUACAUUAUUGCUAGGAUGGCACUUCAAUUUGAGUGGAUAGAAAGUCGUGAUGAUAGGCCAUGGACUGAAGACGUGAAAUUGGUAGCGAAGAAUGGUAAUGGCUGUCAGGUUGCGUUGUAUACGGCAAAAUGA